UUAACAUAUGCUUAUAGUAGCUUGCGUCUCUUUAACCUCUAAUCUCUAACGUGUUGUCCCGUCAAAUGUUUACGUGAACAAAAGUUUAAAACUUCAACAAGAUGACAGAACAAGAUACUGAAAUUGAUUGUGUAUUACGGCCGAUGAAUUGCGAGAUUAAUUUACUAUCAAGAUCUGAUGGUUCCACAAUGUUUAUGCAAGGUGAUACAACAAUUAUCGCAGGUAUAAAUGGGCCUAUGGAAGCAAAAAGCCAAAAAAUGGCAUAUGAUAAGGUUUCGAUAGAAGUUACGUAUACGCCUCUUAAAGGACCAGCUAAGGUGAAUGAUAGAUUAAUUGAAACAUAUAUAAAACAGACAUGUGAAUCUGCUAUAUUGGUUUCCUUUCAUCCUAAUACCAUGGUGUGCAUUAAUCUGCAAGAGUUGCAAGAUUCUGGUGGGUUAUUAGCUUGUGCCAUUAAUGCAUCAUGUUUGGCACUAAUUAACUCAGGGCUCUCUAUGAAGUACACUAUUGCAGCUGUGAGUUGUAUGUUAGAAAAAGAAACAGGAGAAUUAAUUAUUGAUCCUGAUAAUACACAAUUAAAGAAUGCAAAAGCGGAAUUUACAUAUGCAUUUGACAGUAUUAACAAAGAUAUUGUAUGUUGUCAUAGCAUUGGUCGAUUCUCUCAAAGUGAGUUUGUAGCAUCUAUAGAUAAGUGUAAACAAGUCAGCCAAUAUGUAUUUGAUUAUUAUAGAGAUAUUACAAAAAAUUAUGCAAAUACAUUAUAAUAAUUUUUCUACAACAA
Molecule: messenger RNA, 781 nt
Organism: Linepithema humile (Argentine ant)
Lineage: Eukaryota; Metazoa; Arthropoda; Insecta; Hymenoptera; Formicidae
Gene: Rrp46
Product: exosome complex component Rrp46
Biological process (GO): rRNA catabolic process; nuclear mRNA surveillance; U4 snRNA 3'-end processing
Cellular component (GO): nucleolus; cytoplasmic exosome (RNase complex); nuclear exosome (RNase complex)
Source: RefSeq, a predicted model, not a curated record